AUGAACUUGAAUAGUUCUUAUUCAAAUAAAACAGAUAAUGUGGUGACCGGUAACACUGUUUAUGAUGAAAAAGGUGCUGUACUAUAUAUUGUAGUAGUAAUUAUUUGGUAUGCAAUCGGUUUCGGUCUUACAUUACUAGAUGACAUUAAGCCUCAGCCUGGAAGAGAAAAACCACAUAAAUCGGUUAGCGUCUAUCGUACCAUGGACGAUAUUCAUGAAGAACAAAAUCGUAAUGAUAUAUUAAAUGAAUUGAAAGAUACAAAACGGAGAGAAAAAUUGUGGCAAAUCUAUUUUGGUAAUAGAACAUAUUCAGAAAAUCAUAAGUAUUCAUUCAAGAAAGCAGAUGAAUUAGCUGUCGAAAGUAUUACUAAGCAAUUAAGUGAUUUAAAAGAAAAACGGGAAACAUUAAAAAAUACUCUUCAUGAAGCAGAGGAACAACCAGACACUCCACCAACGGUAGCCAGACGACCACCAACAGUAGUAGAAACAGAUGAAGACGAGGAGGACGAUAACGUUUUGUCAUGUUUUACUUCCAGUGUAUUAUAA
This is a messenger RNA of Didymodactylos carnosus, 546 nucleotides long. NCBI's taxonomy places the organism in Eukaryota, Metazoa, Rotifera, Eurotatoria, Philodinida, Philodinidae. The record is from the annotation of a GenBank genome assembly.